Molecule: messenger RNA, 1655 nt
Organism: Cucurbita maxima (winter squash)
Lineage: Eukaryota; Viridiplantae; Streptophyta; Magnoliopsida; Cucurbitales; Cucurbitaceae
Product: dnaJ homolog subfamily B member 4-like
Exons: 2
Coding region: 345-1292 (315 amino acids)
Cellular component (GO): cytosol
Molecular function (GO): protein-folding chaperone binding
Source: RefSeq, a predicted model, not a curated record
GCCGGUGAGGGAUGACACUCACGUGGAUAAGGAAAAUCGCGUCCUCCAUUCACGGUUGUCAUUCACGCAAGAUUCUGUCACCGAGCUGUUACGGUAGCAGGUGGAGGCAAAUUUGACAAUAAAUAUAUAUUAUUAAAAAAUGCGCGAUUAGAGCCAUUAAUCAGCCACUCAAUUUUCUGAUCAGUACAACGGCCGUUUCCCCCCGGAUUUUCCACUUCUUCUUCAACUUUGCUUCCAGAACUGAAGUCAAUUCGAAGAAAUUUUGGGCUCUCAGGGAUUUCGGUAGAACAAUCGUCAUUUCGAGGCUGUGAGAGAUACAGGAGUUGCAGAAUCGUAGCUGUUUGAUGGGGGUGGACUACUACAAUGUGUUGAAGGUGAACAGAAAUGCCAAUGAAGAGGACCUGAAGAGGUCCUACAAGAGCUUGGCUAUGAAAUGGCAUCCUGAUAAGAAUCCUUCCAACAAGAAAGAGGCGGAGGCAAAGUUCAAGCAGAUCUCUGAGGCUUAUGAUGUUUUAAGCGACGCUAAGAAGCGUCAGAUCUACGAUCUCUACGGUGAGGAGGCUCUCAAUUCCGCCGAUUUUGUUCCUCCGCCCGAUUCCAAUCCCUCUUUUUCUUAUUUCCCUCGCGAUGCCGAUGACAUUUUUGCCGAGUUUUUCGGCGGAGCUGGGAGUGCUAAGAGCGGAGGGUUUAAGAGAGAGAGUUUGUUUAGGAAUGGGAAGGCGGAGGCUGGGAAGAAAUCGAAUAGGAAAGCACCGCCAAUUGAGAGCAAGUUAAUGUGUAGCUUGGAGGAGAUUUACAAGGGUUCGCGAAGAAAGAUGAGGAUUUCCCGCACUGUCCCCGAUGAUUUUGGGAAGCCAAAAACUGUUGAUGAAGUGUUAAAAAUAGAUAUUAAACCUGGUUGGAAGAAGGGGACAAAAGUCACUUUCCCUGAGAAAGGCAAUCAAGAACCUGGAGUUUCUCCUGCUGAUCUUAUAUUUAUCAUCGAUGAGAAACCUCAUCCUGUAUUUGAGAGGGAUGGUAAUGAUUUGGUAAUCAAUCAGAAAAUAUCUCUAUUAGAAGCACUCACUGGAAAGACAUUGAACGUUACAACUUUGGAUGGAAGAAAUCUCACUUCUGUAACUGAUAUUGUCAAACCCGGUUACGAGGUAGUGAUCCAGAAUGAAGGAAUGCCCAUCUCUAAAGAACCAAACAAGAAGGGGAACCUAAGGAUCAAGUUUGAUAUCAUUUUCCCAUCAAUGCUUACUUUUGAACAGAAAUCUGAUCUAAGAAGGGCUUUGGGUGGUUUUGAUUAAGAAGUUGCGUUCUGGAGCAGCCACCACGACGAACCUUCUACACCGUGGAUCGAUAAUGAGAGCACAAAAACAUGUAAAUACCUGUCUUAAUCUCCGGAAAGGAGAAUUGUGCAUACUAGGAUUUUGAAGAACUGUUUGAUUGAUUCCUGGAAAUAUGAUUUAGGAAGAGAAAUCUGGCAUUCUUCAUCCACUGCCCGUGUAGCCAAAAGUUACUUUGAUUUUAUUAUAAUAAUGUUGCAUUAUGUGAUCACACAUUUUUACGGGAAGUUAAUGUAAGAUUAUUUGUAUGUUAUUAGCUUUGAAUUUGGUGCAUUCUUUGCGUCCACUGGUGUUGAAUAAGUUAUGCAAUUGUCCCUUUUCUUA